Strongyloides ratti is the source of this 4425-nucleotide messenger RNA. RefSeq lists its product as hypothetical. NCBI's taxonomy places the organism in Eukaryota, Metazoa, Nematoda, Chromadorea, Rhabditida, Strongyloididae. The record is from RefSeq and is a predicted model, not a curated record. Bases 1 to 4425 code for a protein of 1474 amino acids. Gene Ontology annotation, molecular function: DNA binding. The transcript is spliced from 2 exons.
AUGAUAUCGCAUUCAGAGGCAACAAAACCUCCUCCUAGAUUAAACAAUACAAAAUUAACAACAGAUAGAGUUGAUUAUAAUUUACAUGAUGUUGAUUCUUCUUUUGAAAUUACAAACAAUGGAAAUACAUUAUUUCAUAAAAGGAGGUCUUCGAGAUUAAUUGAACAAUCGAUGGAGAUUGAAAAAACAUCAAACAAAAUAAACGAUAUAAUUAUCACAAAAAAGGAUUAUUUAACUCCAACCACUUCUUUGCCCAAAACUUUCAAUGAAGAAAUGGAAUAUAAUUCAAGUGAAAAUAAAAGUUCACAUAAUGAAGAAAUGAUAAUGGAAAAAAUGGAUAUUGUUGAAUCAUCAUCGAAUAAUGAAAUAAAUGAUGAACAAUAUGAUGAUGAAAUUAAUUUAUCAUAUCGUUCCAGUAGAAGAAAACAAAUAUUUAAUCUUGAUGACGACAAUUUUGAUGAUUCAGUAAAAAGUAGAAGUUACAUUAAUAAUUCUUCCAAAGAAAUGAUAAAUAAAAAGAAUAAAAAUUUUAAUGAAGUUUUUGGCAGUAUUCACCGACUUUUUCCUAAAACAAUAGAACCAAAACCAAAUAACUUUAAAAGUAUAUUUGACACAUCACCUAAUUUUCAAUCUAAUACAUAUAAAUUUAAUUUAAGCUUAGGUGAAACUACUGUAAAAUCUACUUUAACUCCCUGUAUACAAAAACAAAAACCACCCGUAAAUUACUUGACGGAACAAGCUCUUGCUUUAAUUGCAAAUAAUGAAAAAGCAAAUGCUAAUAAAAUGAAACAUAGAACAACAAGAUUAAAUAUGAAACCGUCUAUUUCAAAGAUAUUUGAUGACAACAAUACUAAAAAUGAUCUACCUCCUGAAACUCCUAUUUUUUCAUCAUUUGAAAGUGUAAAAAAACCAUUGCCAAAAGUAAAUGUUAUUGUAUCAAGAGCAAUGCAUUCAAAUCCAGGGCCUCCAAAAUUAAUAGAGCAAAAAAAAUUUUUAAACGUCACAAAUAAUUUUAGAAAUAAUAGUUUUACAACAGCAACUUUAUAUAAUGAAAAAAAUUCACAAACAAUAUCAGAAUCAACAAAACAUUCCAAUACUUGCCAUGAAAAUACUACCUCAACAAAUCAACCACAAUUUAAAACAGUUAAACUUAAAACAAUUGAUACUAAUUUACAAAAAAAUAUUACUUUAGAUUCAGUAAAAAAUACGGAAAGCACCAUUGAAUCCAAUCAGUCUUGCCGUGUAUUGUUAAAAAAAACUUCAAAAGAACAAUCACCACCUCAACUUGAAAAACAAGUUACAGGAAAAAAUAUUCAAAAUCAAAUACUUACAAAAGCUAGUGAUAUUAAUGAUAAAACAAUAAAAAAUCUAACACCAACAUCAGGAAGGGUUGUUGUCAUUAAAUCAUCUAAUAUGAAUAAACAAAUAAAUUUGGCAAAUAAUGAUGAAUGCAAAAAUACUAAAUCUAACAUUUCAACAGUCCCAUUUCAAUCAGAACCAGGACCAUCUGGUCUUCAGUCAAUUAAAUCUAAACUAAAUCAACCACCUAAUUUAAGUUUAAUGAAUAGUAAACCAUUGCAAAGUACUAAUAAAACAACUUUUAAAAGAAAAAAUAUUCCCAGUGAAUCAAAUAAUAGUUCACAAAGUUCCUCUACUGAUUUAACUAUUUUAGACCGCACAACAAAUAUAGAUCGAUCUCCAAUAUUAUUAAAAGGUUUAAAAACAAAAGUUCCAUUAAAUAAACUUCGUGAAAUUGCAAUGAAAUGUUUUAUACCUAGAAGUAUAACAGCUAAUUCGUUAAUCUACAAAAGAUCUAGACGUUCAUAUAAUUUCACUAAUAAUAAAAAUGGAAAAUUAGUAAUGGUUUGUACUUCAGGUAAAAAUGUUAUAUCAAAAGGACCAAUUGAAAAUGAUAUAUUAUCAAAAAUGAAAGAAAUACCAUUUUUAAAACAAUAUGCAUCUACUGAUCCAAAUGAUAUUGAAAGUGAUUUAUAUCAAACAGUUAUUGUAUGUGCCUAUUUUACAUCUUUUUAUAGUGUUAAAAUGUUUAAAAUUGUUAAACGUAGAGAAUAUUAUCCUCGUUCAUAUGAGGCACUACCUUUUUAUCCAACAAAAGAGGAGAUUGAUGAAGAAACUGCAACUGUUCCUAAAAGAAGAAAAAGAUCAAAAUCAUGUGAAUUUCCAACAUCAUCUGUAAAUGAUUACCUUGUUGUAUAUAUACCUGUAAAAAUUUUAAAAAAAUAUGGUAUAUUAAGUAAUGAUGAAAAAAAUAAUGAUAGUAAUGGAGUAAUAAAUCCACUUUAUACUCCUGAACAGAAAGUUCGUAUAUCGCAAAAAGUAUAUGAUUCUAAAACAAAACAUUUAAAUGACGAUAAUUAUUCAGAUGACUUGGAGGGUGAAUUAAAAGGUAUCACUGUAACUGUUGAAAUACCACCACCACGUAAAAGUGAUGCAAAAAAUUUAUUUUCUGAUACUUCAUUAUAUAAUACAUUAAAUGUAACAUUACCUGAAAAUAGAACAUUACAAAACUAUAAACCAAAGUUUGUAAGAGAUAAACAAGAAAGUGGUAAUGAAUAUGAUAUGACAAUAUCAAAUAAUAAAAAUGAGUUUGAAAAUAAUAUAAAUCAUUAUAAUGAUAAUUCAGAAAUAACAAAUAAAAAAACAAUUAGAACAAUUUAUACACAUCCAAAUAAAAUAGUAAAAGAAACUAGAACAACAAUUAUUCCAUCAGGUAGUAAAAGAUUUUAUAGUAAUAGAGAUAUACCUGAUGAUGCUUCUAAAAUAUUAAAUUAUUUUAAAUUAAAAAAAGAAAGUACUAUAUAUACUGAAGAAAAUAUAGAGAGUAUAAGAAAUUUUGGAAAGAGAAUGACAGCUAGUUAUCAAUAUUUAUAUAGAAUAAAAGAUAUGGAAUUGUGGAAUAUAGUUGAUGAAGUUAUAAAUGAAAUUAAAAGAACAGAAAAAAAUUUUGAAAAUGAAAAAGUACCAGGAGAUAAUCAAUCAAAUUUAAUUCAAACAAUAAAAGGACAAGUUCUUAAACGUGGUAGAGGUAGACCAAGAAAAUCCGAAACAGAAAAAACUGUUUUAGAAGAAGAAAUUAUUAAAAGAAGUGAUGAUGGAAUGGCUGAUAUUAAAGAAAUCGAUGAAGAAUGUCUUUUAAGUACAGAGGAUAUGUUAAUUGAAAGAGAAAAUAAUGGAUAUAAUAUGGACCAAUUUUUAUUUAAAGAUAAUAAAGAUGAUGAAACAAGUUUAGCAUUAGCUUCAAUUGAUAAUGAAUUACCAUCUGAUAAAAUUAAUAAUGAUAUAUUAAAACGUAAAAUUAAUAAUUCGUAUGGUUAUACAUUAGAUCCUAUGACGAAAGAUGAUGGUGACAUUUUUAGAUUUAGAGAAUCAUCCAUAUCUAAUGAUGAAUAUGGAGAAAGAAGAAAAAUUAUUGGACAUUCAGCUGAUGGUAAAGAAUGUUAUACAGCUGUUCCAAAAGAAGAUUAUCCUUUAUAUAAAGGUCGUUGUAGUGCAUUAAGUUUAGUUGAUGAAAUGCUUCAAAAGAAUACAUCAGAAAUUGGUCUUGGAGUAAAAUAUCAUACAUUAAAAGAAAUGGAAUUAAAUGAGUAUGAUAAAGUACGAAAAACAGAAGAAGCAAUAUAUGGACCACGUCCAAAUGCAUAUACACGAUUUAUUGAAGAAAAUAAAGAAAUGUUUAUGAAUGAUUGUAGUUUAAGAUAUGUAUUUGAUGAAAUGGGUGGAAUAAGACAAUUUCCAUUAUAUGGUGAUGAUAAUAAUAUUCCUCGAUUUAAUUUUGAUAAAGAUGAAAGUAUUCUUUAUGAAAAUGAUUCAUUAGAUGAUGAUGUUGGUAUUAGAUCAUAUGAUAGAUAUAAUAAUAUGUAUGGACAAAUGGAUUUAUAUGAUGAAGAUGAAGGAGAAUCAUUACAAACAGAUGAAGAUGAAGAGGAUGAAGAAGAAGAGGAAGAAGAAGAUGAUGGUAAUGUAUAUUGUAGUCAAACAAAUAGAUUAAAACAAUCAUCAAUUGAAGAACACCAAAAUAAAAUGUCUUUACAACAUAGAUAUAUUCAAAAUCUUAAUUCUACAAUAAAAAAACAAAGAAAACCACGUAUCAGUAAACCAAGAGGACCAUAUAUGACAAAAAAACGGCGUAUAGAAGCAUUAAAAGCUGCUCAAGGUUUAGGAAAUGUAUUUGAUGAUAAUAAAAAAAAUAAAAGACCUGUUGGUAGACCAAGAGGAUCAACAAAAAGAAAAGCUAACAGUAGUACACCAGUAGAUCCAGCAACAAUCUCAUUAAAUGAUUCAUCAGUAUCUAAAAAAAUUAAAAAUGAGGAAGCAUAUUGUCGGCCAACAUUUAAUUCAAUUUUAGCUGCAAGUAGAAGUCCAUCCGAUUUUUCUAAAACAAAAUUACAAAACAGUAAUAAUUGA